Colossoma macropomum (tambaqui) is the source of this 4570-nucleotide messenger RNA. Its product is annotated as frizzled-9-like. Gene Ontology annotation, cellular component: plasma membrane. Gene Ontology annotation, biological process: non-canonical Wnt signaling pathway; canonical Wnt signaling pathway. The coding region runs from base 573 to 2321 and encodes 582 amino acids. Lineage: Eukaryota; Metazoa; Chordata; Actinopteri; Characiformes; Serrasalmidae. The transcript has a single exon. The record is from RefSeq and is a predicted model, not a curated record. Gene Ontology annotation, molecular function: Wnt receptor activity; Wnt-protein binding.
UUCCUCCGCCCAGUUUGGGAGGCUACGGCGAGGGGAGCAGACAAACUUCAGUCUUGCCACGCGCUGGAUCGAGAGAGCGUGACCGAGUCUGGACAGCACGCAUAAUGUCCCGUGAAACGCGGCGGAACGAGCGUCACUUUGUCCGUGAACUUUCAGAAGUGCUUCAGCUGGGAACGCCUGGAGGACGCGCUACGGUUUCGCUUUUGAAGGAGCUUUUAAAGUGAUGGACGGUUGAAGUUUCAGCGCUGACCGGCUCACUGUUUGUUGUCGUUUUGUCCGCUCAGCGCCCGGAGCGCGAGACAGUGUUUUGUCUCGAUUUCACGCGUGUGGAAACGCCGUGCGUCCACGUUUUGAAGAGAGAUUCGUUUGUGGAUUGAACGGUCAUUCGUGAGAGUGCAAUUGCAGAGGUAUGGCCAUGAACACUGAACGUUUGAGCACCUCUCUUCCCACACUGCAUCUCUGUUUUCAGCCAAAGACUGUCAGAAAGAUUUUUUGCCUCAUAUGUCUGGAUAUAACAAACUUCCUCACCUACUAAUGACCUUUGCAGGAUGUUUUGAGUCAGUAGCAUUACUAUGGCGUAUCACGUGAAGAUUGUGAUCUUACUGUGGUGCCAGCUAGUGAAUGUUGGGUCCUCACUGGACAUUGGCGCUUAUGAUAGUGAGCGGGGCAGGCCGGCAAAAUGCGAGCCCAUCACCAUCCCCAUGUGCCAGGGAAUCGGCUACAACAUGACACGCAUGCCCAACUUCAUGAAAUAUGAAAGUCAGGAAGAGGCCAGUAUUAAGCUCAAUGAGUUCACCCCUCUGGUGGAGUAUGGCUGUCAUGUACACCUCCGCUUUUUCUUGUGCUCCCUUUAUGUCCCCAUGUGUACGGAUCAGGUGUCCACCACUAUCCCGGCGUGCCGUCCUAUGUGUGAGCAGGCGCGGCAAAAGUGUUCUCCCGUUAUGGAACAGUUCAGUUUUAGCUGGCCAGACUCCUUGGACUGUUCAAAGUUGCCGACUAACAAUGACCCUAAUGCUCUCUGCAUGGAGGCUCCGGAGAAUGACACUGUGCCUGAGACCAAGAAAGGGGAGGGCAUGCUGCCUGUUCCUGCCCGGCCCAGACAGCCCGGGACAGGGAACGGGCGACAGCCCAGCAACUCUGGGUCCUGUGAGAACCAGGAGAAGUUCCAGUAUGUGGAGAAGAGUGAAACAUGCGCCCCACGGUGCUCCCCCACAGUGGACGUGUUCUGGUCCAGGCAAGACAAGGACUUUGCCUUCAUCUGGAUGGUCGUUUGGUCCACCCUCUGCUUCAUCUCCACUGCCUUCACGGUCCUCACCUUCCUGCUGGACCCCCAGCGCUUCCAGUAUCCUGAGCGGCCCAUCAUCUUCCUCUCUAUGUGCUACAAUGUGUACUCUGUGGCCUUCGUCAUUCGCUCUGUGGCUGGUGCUGAGAACAUUGCGUGUGACCGGGAAAAUGGGCAGCUCUACAUUAUUCAAGAGGGCUUGGAGAGCACAGGAUGCACAAUAGUCUUCCUCAUCCUUUAUUACUUUGGCAUGGCCAGUUCAAUCUGGUGGGUCAUCCUCACGCUCACCUGGUUCCUUGCAGCAGGUAGGAAAUGGGGACAUGAAGCCAUUGAGGCCCACAGCAGCUACUUCCACAUGGUCGCUUGGGGCAUCCCUGCUAUGAAGACCAUAGUCAUCCUCACCAUGCGCAAAGUGGCAGGGGAUGAGUUGACCGGACUGUGCUAUGUGGGCAGCAUGGACACCAAUGCUCUAACAGGCUUUGUUCUAAUUCCCCUGUCUUGCUAUCUGAUCAUAGGCACCUCUUUCAUCCUCACUGGAUUUGUAGCGCUCUUCCACAUCCGCAAGAUCAUGAAAACAGGAGGCACCAACACAGAGAAGCUGGAGAAGCUCAUGGUGAAGAUCGGGGUCUUCUCCAUCCUCUACACAGUCCCUGCCACCUGCGUGAUCAUUUGCUACUUUUACGAGAGACUCAACAUGGACUACUGGAAGUUCCGAGCUUUGGAGAGCAAAUGCGUCUCAUUUCCUGGGCGCAGGACGGAAGACUGUACCCUGGACUCCUCUGUGCCCACAGUAGCUGUAUUCAUGCUAAAGAUAUUCAUGUCCCUAGUGGUGGGCAUCACCAGUGGCGUGUGGGUAUGGAGCUCCAAGACUCUUCAGACUUGGCAGGGCUUGUGCGCUCGGAAGUUGUCCGUGCGGACAGCUCGGAAGCCCUGUCCUAGUGUCAACUGCGGCAGUUCCCACUGCCACUACAAGGCAGCUGCAGCAGCGCUCCACACGGCCAAAAUGGACCUGUACACGGACAGCCCCACGCGGGUCUGACACGAGGGGGCCCUGCUUCAGUUCUUAGAUAAAACAGACUUUAUGACUCAAUGGGAUGCUCAGGGUGGACUACAGGUCAUGAAGUUGCUACACCUGUCAGUGGCAUCAUGUAUAAGCUUCUGUUCCAGAACAGAAACAUGCACACAUUUCAAUAAAGGGAAAGACUGUAGGAAUGUUGUGGAAGUUACAGCUGGAAUGUAAAUACGGACAUUUGUGCGUUCUACCCUAACAAGCUGAAUAGGUUAUUUAUUAUGGCUAUUUAAAUGUUGCAGGUCCUAGAGGUUGUCACUGAAUGUACUGUAUAGUACAAAAGAACAGAUACUGAGAAGAAUGGAGAUUUAAAGGGGGUUCUGCCUUUUAUUAUUAUUAUUACUUGUGCAUAAUUAAUUAAUUAAGACGUAAACAAAGUCAUUCCGAGUUUUUUUUGAUGUGAAGUGCCCUUUUCUAGAGAAAUAGUGGUGAUAUGUGCCAGACAUCUGAAGAGUUUAAUGCCUCUAAAAGCUCCAUCACAGAGAAUUAUUACACAAAAUGGUUAUGAAUAUGCUGUCUGAUACUUUUUCAGGAGGUUUUGGCGUCCAACAUUGUAUAUUUUAUAAUGCAUUCAGGGUGGAGAGAUACAUCCAGGGCAUUGUAAGCUAAAAUAGCCCCUAAAGAAAACUCUUUUUUUCAGAUUUACCACUGUUUUGCCAUUUUCAACAUUACAAAUAAAAACUCAGAAGACACAAAGAGGUUCACAGGUCAUUUUGUAUAGCAAAUAAAAUGGUUUAUUAUAAAUUGCAAACAUUGCAACCCCUGGUUUCUAUCACGACCACUGUAAAGAAAUCUGAGUUGGUAAGUUUCACUAUAAUCACGCAUUUUACAUGAAACCACUCUGAAUGACUUUGUUUACUUCUCAAUGAAUUAAUUAUGCAGAAUUUUUUGAAACAUCAGUGGAAUUCUUCUUUCAGUAUGAAACUAUGGUACAUUGAUAUUUUUUUGGACAGAAGAGCAAUUAAAUGUUAUAUAUUUUUUGCAAUGUCCUUGCUAAAUUGUAUUCCCUGGCACACAUUCUUAUGAAAAAGUAAGGCAUGCAGCACGAAAGUUAUGUGUAAAAAGGAUCCGUUACCUCAAGCGGAACUGGGUUUUGAAUGCUUUCUCAAAAUUCUUGUUUUGUUAGCACUUCUAGAGGAAAUGGAUUUUGGCACGGCUGGAUUGAGAGAGAAGAUGAGAGUGCUCGUAGCACAAAACCACAAUGAAUCUAAACAAAAGUUCGUAUUUCUCAUAAGUCUGGGUGGAAAGUUGCUCCAGAAAGAUCCUGAAAUCCGACUGAAUGACCCGCCAGCACAUGUUAAUAAUGCAACUGGAACACAGUCAAGUAGAUGUUAGACUUUGGCCAUUUGAUCAAUUUUAGGUCAUUAUACAUAAUUUUUUUCCAUUUAAUACCAAUCAUAAGUUCAUACUUCAUGGUUCACUUACCAAAAACAGGGCUUGUGAAGCUGCAUAUUCAUAACGUCGCAGAUUUCAGCCACGUCUUUGCUACGGGCUGCUGAUUUUGUAUCCGUCUCUAUUAGGCGUCGUAACAGUUUCCUAAGUGACGUCAGCUGUUAUUCCGAGGGCCACUUUUUUUAUUUUAAUUCUUUCUGUAUUUCACAAGACUGCUGUCAGCUGAUCACAGCCUUGGCUAGGUUGGGUUCGAGAAUGAUGUGAUCGGUGCGAUUCUGUCCAGGCCUCUGGUCAGGUUCACCGAUGUGCUAGGUCACUUUUUUUUUUUGAGAACCACUGGUUGUCCUCAAGGGCAGCUGUGACUUCUGUGGCUUUUUGAGGUGUUUAUGAAGUUCUGGAUUCAAUGCCGAGUUACGAUUAACCUCAAGAACGAUUGUUUGCACUGGAUGAAAUGAUAGAUUUUUGUGGCGAUGCACAGAGGGCAGGAAAAGGACACAGAGUUUUCAGUUUGCUUUUUUUCUUUUUUCAAUAGAUUUUUUAAAGCUUUUUAGGUGUGUUCAUUUUAAAGGGCCCAUAUUCUACAUUUUCUUUGUAAUUUGUUUAUUUUCCUGAGGUCCCUUAUAACAUUUGUACAGUUUAAUGUACGAAAAAAUAGUUGUCUCACAGAUUGUUUUUGUUACUGUGCCUUUAAGACUGAUAUAUUCAUAAUAUGUGCUCUGAUUGGCUGUGCAGUGUAGUACCUUGUUCAAAAAGCAGUCCUUGCUGAAACACUGCUUAUAUCUUCAGUGGGGGUUGGAGUGGGUGGGGCUGGAGUUGGUGGGGCUAAA